Molecule: messenger RNA, 1371 nt
Organism: Durusdinium trenchii
Lineage: Eukaryota; Dinophyceae; Suessiales; Symbiodiniaceae
Source: the annotation of a GenBank genome assembly
AUGAUUCUUGUGUCAACUGCACUUGUGCUGAUUGCAGCCCCAGGUAUGGGCAUGUGCCAGAUGAUGCCGGGUCAAAUGCCCAUGAUGGGCAUGAACAUGUCUCCAGGUAUGUCAUCAGGUAUGCAGCCUAGUAUGUCAUCAGGCAUGUCGCCGAAUAUGUCUUCUGGGAUGUGUCAGGGUAUGUCAGGAGGCAUGAAUGGCAUGGGCAUGCCAUCUGGCAUGUCGCCAAAUAUGUCCUGUGGUAUGUCGCCAAAUAUGUCCAACAUGAAUAUGCCCAUGAUGGGUGGCAUGGGCAUGGCAAUGAUGCCCAAUCCAAUGAUGAUGAUGAUGGCAGGUGGUAUGGCAGCUGCGAAGCAAAAGAGCAAGAGUGCAUCACCAAAGCGAUCAUCCUCGCCCGUGGAGAGCGAUGAGAAGGUCGCUUCACCGUGCGAUUUCCUAGACCCGGAGGUUCGGAAACUGGGUGAUCACUUCAACAUUGAAGACCGAUGGCUUGUGCGCCUGGAUGAGCUCAUGAGAAGACGGAAGGACACCAAAGAUCAGGAUUUGGCCAAACUCUAUGAAGUCCUGGAGCAAGCCCGAAGUCCGACAGGACUUCUGGUGGCCAAGCUCGGUGAAAUGGAGUGCGGUCAGUUUGUUGGCAAGGUGAAGCCCGACCGCAACAUCGAGCGUUUGGCGACCAGGUACAACCUCGACACUCGAGUGGUGUCCCGGCUUACUGAGUUGAGGGUGAGGCGGAAGAAGACGCAGACAGAGGACUUCAACCGACUGGAACAGCAUCUCAGUCUUUGCAAGAGGCCCUCAGCCACUGCGACGCUUCUCAUUGGCAAAGUCCUGGAAGGGGAGCUGAAACAGAUUCCAGAUGUGACCACGGCCAAAGCGCUAGCACAGAGGUUCAAGUUGGACAAGGAUGCCAAGUCCAAACUGCGGGAGAUCGCCGAGAAGCGUGCGGAGGAUGUGGAGGAAGUCAUGGUGCACUUGGAGAAGACCCUCGCGAUGUCGCACCAGCCCUCCGCCACUCUGUGCAAGCUGGCCAAGACCCUCAUGGAUGGUGGCAAAAAGAGGAGUGCAGAUGAGAAAUAUGCCAACAAGUCAGACAGUGAUGCUGAAAGUCCUGUUGAAGAGAGGCCCAAGAGUCGAAGUGCUGCUCGGAGUGAGUGCAGCACCGACAGCAGCAGUAUUCGAAGAAGAAGAGCUGCCUUAGAUAGAAGAAGCAGAAGCAGGAGCAGAAAAGGAAAGGGCAAGCAGAAAGGCCAGAAGAAGAAGGACGCCGCGCGGGGCGCCCCCGCGGCGCCGAAGGCUCUGCCGGUGGCUGCGCCGGGGUCGGUGCAAGUGGGCGGUGGCUCUGGAGGUUGGACGGUUACCGAGUGGUAG